This is a messenger RNA of Mycosarcoma maydis (corn smut), 1230 nucleotides long. RefSeq names its product CDP-diacylglycerol-serine O-phosphatidyltransferase. Bases 1 to 1230 code for a protein of 409 amino acids. Gene Ontology annotation, biological process: phospholipid biosynthetic process. Gene Ontology annotation, molecular function: phosphotransferase activity, for other substituted phosphate groups. The record is from RefSeq and is a predicted model, not a curated record. Gene Ontology annotation, cellular component: membrane. NCBI's taxonomy places the organism in Eukaryota, Fungi, Basidiomycota, Ustilaginomycetes, Ustilaginales. The transcript has a single exon.
AUGCCAGGUACUAUCCCUGCCAUUACGGAUCCUGCUGUUGUCGACUCUGCCUCUUCGCACGCUGGUCUAGCUACGCUAGCUACGCUAGCGCCCGUCCACGCUUCCCACCCUCGUGUAGCUCAAGCUCCUUCUCUCGACCCGCAAGCACCCUCCCUCGUUACACCAGUGCCUCUCUCGCAUCCAACUUCUGGUGUUGCCAGCAAAGGCGCAGCUCAGCUCACCUCUACCAGUGCACUCAGUGCCUCACUGGCAUCGUCCAACCUUCAAGCCAACAUGACCAAGCAACUCUCUUCGCUCUCGCCCUCGUCCUCGCCCUCGCGCGCUGGCGGCGUCAACAAGAACGGCGUACGUCAACGUAAGAACAAAUCGUCGAAAGUUGGUGCUGAUGACCACAACUCGGAGCUGCUCAAGUUUGUGGAAACCGAUGGACAUUUCUCGCUCGUACGCAACUUUCACCUCGCCGACGCGUUUACGCUGAUGAACGCGUUCUGUGGCGCUCAAUCGUUGUUUGCUUCGGCGAGGUAUCUAAUCACGUCGGAUCCCAAACAUGCAUGGAUGGCGCUGUGGUUCCCGCUGUUUGGUGCCAUCUUUGAUCUCCUGGACGGCAAAGUGGCUAGGUGGAGGAAGAGCUCCAGCAUGCUUGGUCAGGAAUUGGACAGCUUGGCCGACUCGCUUUCGUUCGGUGCAGCUCCAGCAUUUGCAGCUUACUCGCUCGGCUUGAGGACAGGAUUCGAUAGCUUGUUGCUCACGCUGUUUGUUUGCGCCGGUGUGGCGAGAUUGGCGAGGUUCAACGUGACUGCGGCCACGAUUCCGCAUGACAGCACGGGCAAAGCUAGGUACUUUGAAGGUCUGCCAAUUCCUUCGUCGCUCGUACUGGUCGGAGGAAUGGCCGUGUGUCUGCUUACCGGUAGGAUCGAACCUGGUGGAUUGCCCAUCGCACUUGCCAAGGAGAGAGGUUACAUCUCGUCGCAAGGCUUGACGUUUACCGGAUCGUUGAAGCACUACUUGCCCGCUAGUCUGAACGGCAAAGGUGUUCCGCUCGGUACGUGGACCAUCGACUUUUCAAAACAGCUAGCAAACCUGCUCGUGCUCGUCCCCGGAUGCACCCCACACGACGCCACCCAGUACGCUCAGAGUGUCGCCAAGGUGCAGGGUCAUUGGUUGGCUUUCUUGUGGUUGGCUUGGGCCACCGCCAUGGUCAGCAAGACCUUGAGGGUUCCAAAGCCUUGA